This is a messenger RNA of Vigna umbellata (rice bean), 446 nucleotides long. RefSeq lists its product as uncharacterized. The record is from RefSeq and is a predicted model, not a curated record. Gene Ontology annotation, molecular function: fatty acyl-CoA hydrolase activity. Lineage: Eukaryota; Viridiplantae; Streptophyta; Magnoliopsida; Fabales; Fabaceae.
GUGAAGAAUCUUUGAACAGCGUGAGAACUGAAAACUAAACCGCUUGGAAAAAGAGUAAAUUGGUGUUUGUGUAAGAGACGCUAAUGGCGUCGAAAGCUUCUUCCUCGGCUUCGCAAACCCAAACACUGUCUUCAACAUCCGACCAACGUGUUUCUCUAACUCUAGCUUUUCUUAAAGCAUUGGGCAUGGACAGACAUGUUCCACAGAUUUUCGACACCAGAGGCAUCUACUCCAACUUAUUUCGAAGCUUCCCCAAAGUCGACGACAUCAAAAGGGGACGAAUCUCUUGCACUAUUGCUAUCAAGUCACCAAUCGCAAAUUUUUAUGGAACACUGCAUGGAGGAUCUGUUGCAUCUUUUGUUGAGUCGCUGUCUCCUGCUUGUGCUAGAACUGUUAUUGCUGAGGACAAGGAACUUUUUCUUGGGGAAAUGAAUGUGUCUUAUUGA